AUGAACCCCACAUUUUGCGAAGAUUCAAUAAUGCUGAUGAUUGACCACGUCAUUGAUGCCACUCGGAGGGAAGACGGCGUUUUGGUGUCAAUAAAGACUGUAGAACGAGACAGCGAGGAAGUCCGCAUCGCGAGCUAUCUGUCGAGGCCAGAAGUGUCCUCACACCAUUUGAAUCACUGUGUGCAUGUGUUGGACAUCUUCCCGGACCCAUUUGAUCACAAUGCGGCGUUUAUGGUGAUGCCAUAUCUUCGCCCUUUCAAUAAUCCCGAGUUUGGUGCCAUAGGGGAAGUAACCGAGUUUGUGCGGCAGACGCUGGAGGGACUGUGCUUUCUUCACGGCCAGGGUGUUGCACACCGGGACUGUGCGGCCGCCAACAUUAUGAUGGACGGUACACCGCUGUAUCCACAGGGUCACCACCCUGUGCGUCGUGAGAGUAGUCCGGACGGCAUCUACCUCCUUUCCCCGCUAUCUCGCAUUGACCAUCCUGUGCGAUAUUACUUAAUCGACUUCGGCAUCUCCUCUCUGUUCGGGAAGGGCGAAUCGCCGUACGUUGUGGGAAGGAAGGGGCGGGACAAAGAACUUCCUGAGUUAUCGGACGAUGUUCCUUACGAUGCUUACAAGGUCGACAUCUUCAUCCUAGGCAAUUUAUUCAAAAAGGAUUUUUUGCAGAAGUAUUAUGGCCUUGAAUUCCUUGGACCCCUGGUAAAAGCCAUGACCGCGCGAGAUCCGGCCCAUCGUCCUGACGCCGAAGUCGCAUUGUCAAUAUAUCAUGAUAUCCGUCGAGGGCUGGAUCCUUCGCUGCUGCGCUGGCGGCUUCGUCCGCGAGACGAAUCAGCACCCGAACGUAUUCUCUAUGAUUCUGUCGCCGUUGCGCGCGAAGGUAUAUAUCGCCUGAAGCAUAUCGUCGGUUAG
Messenger RNA from Sparassis crispa, 912 nucleotides. RefSeq lists its product as hypothetical. The coding region runs from base 1 to 912 and encodes 303 amino acids. Lineage: Eukaryota; Fungi; Basidiomycota; Agaricomycetes; Polyporales; Sparassidaceae. The record is from RefSeq and is a predicted model, not a curated record. Gene Ontology annotation, molecular function: ATP binding; protein serine/threonine kinase activity. Gene Ontology annotation, cellular component: nucleus; cytoplasm. Gene Ontology annotation, biological process: protein phosphorylation; mitotic DNA damage checkpoint signaling. The transcript is spliced from 5 exons.